UUCUGUGUGUGUAUGAAAGAAACCACUGUUCUGGCAUUGAGAUUCUGGUUGAAUGAGAAAGCAUGGGCAUGAUUGUAUGUUGUCCACGAAACACAAAAGUCUGCUAAGGUAAAACGCAUAAAGUGCUGCCGCGAUACCGACGACGGACUUGUGUGCUCUUUGUUGGAUUCCCAAAACACCCAACGCACACCGGAAGCAUAUUUGGUGAGCCCCGUUUGAGGUGGCAUACAAUUUAAAAGUCAUCUAAAAACUAUCUCAAACGUAUUUCGACGCUGAGUAUAGAUUGCGUACGCGUUGAAACGUUUUUGAGUUGCAAAAAAGCAAAGCACAACGAAAAACGCACAACGAAGAAGCAGCAGGAAAAGAGAAAAAAAACCUGUCAAAAGCUAUUCGAGUGCAGCACCAGCACCUCAGCAUGUGGUUCGACGAAAACGGAGGUAAAGCAUUUUGCCUUGCAGUUGUGUAAGUGCGAAUCGACAACAUCAGCUAGGGCAAGUGCUUGGUAGUGUGCGUGUUUGCGACGUGUGCAGCAGCCCGCAUCGGCAAAGUGUGGUGGCGUGUGUGUUGUGUUUUUCCUGUUGAGUUGUGCCUGUGUGCGUUCGUAACGGCGUGCGAAGCGAGUGUGUGUGCGUGUGGUGGUAUCGCUUGCGCCCCGAAAGGGAAAAGUGUGUAGCAGACCGAAGAGCCAGCAGUAGUGAAUAUUCAUUCUCUUUCUUCAUCCAUUCGUGGUAGCCAUCAUCGUUGUCGUCGUCGUUGUCGUUUUGUCCCAUCGUGGUCGCGAUUCCGUUUCCAAGCAAUUCAAUUCUGUGUAAAAUUAUAGAGUGGCGGAAAUCCUUUUCCGUGGUGGUAACAGUUUUGCGGAAAAGCUACGGCAAAUUCCCGUCUCGGCGAAUCCGAGUGCUCCGACUUUUUCCCAGACACCUUCAACAGUGGAACAGGAGAAGAUCGGGGCAGAUUAAAGCUGGACAAAGUCGUCCGCUUCUUCAUCCAGAAGGAGGAGAAGCUGUCGAAGCAACGGUAUCAUCGAUCCCGGAAAUUGUAUCGUUACUGCCACCCACCUUCUGCCACUACACCCCACUGAAGAGUGAUUGUAGCAGCUUAAUCUGCCUGGCGAGCCAUUUGUUGAUAAACAUCCAGAAAGUGCAGAACCGUUACCCGCGGCCAACAAAGCAAGCAGCCUUCCGAACGGUGUCCGCGCAAGGAUGGGUGACGCAAUCAACUUUGGGCCUGCCUGGUUACGCAAGGUGGCGUCCGAUAGUAACACCACUAGUAACCAUCACAGUACGAACAGUAGCAGCAGCAGCAGCAGCCACCACAGCAGCCAUUCGAUGGUGAACAGCAAUAGCAGCAGCACCGUCGCCAACAAUGCUGGCGGUGGUGGAGGCGUCGGAUUGCAUCAUCAGCAUCUUCCGCAUCACCAUUCGCAGUCGCCGUCGUCGUCGCACUCUUCAUCGCACCAUAGCCUGUCGCAUAGUAGCAGCGGCAGCGCUAUCGGUGGCGGUGGCAGCGUCGGCGGCGGUGGCAGCUCCGCUGCUGCUGGCGGAGGUGGUGGUGGCCUUUCCAAUAGCUCGUAUGGUGGGAGCUCUGGUGGAGGCGGUGGCGCUGCUGCUAACAACGGCGGGACUGGACCGGGGGGCGCUGUUACCUCCACUGCAAUCCGGUACCCGUUGGCCGAGUUUCGCUACGGCCGGGAGGAAAUGCUAGCCCUGUUCGACGGGAGAACGACCAAGACUCCGGAAAUACUGGUGCACUAUAAGGGCUUGUUCGUGGAAAAGCCGCAACCACCGCUCGCGCUUACUCCUUGUCCGGAGGAAGAACUGAUUGUGGAACCGGAGGCACGGCGCGCUUGGCCAUCGAGAAGUAUUUCGCUUGGAAUUCCUGGACGUGGCGCUCGUGGUGGCUCGGUGGAUCGUGGUCGCGGGCGUGGCCGCGGUCUGUAUACUAGCUAUCAACGUUCGUCCUCUUUCUACGAUGAUGAAUCCAGGGGCGUAGGAAGAGGCGAACGACCGUGGCUGGAGCGUAACGGAACUGGUGGCAUCGGAGGGGUCGGAGGCGAUGCAGAGUGGAACAACUCAUCGUCGAGCCCUCGGAAGGAGUACGGGUCGCGCGUUAUUCGUACGAGCGGGGGCUUGGAAAGUUGGCGUCGUUCCCGUACGGACGAUGAGAACGCCGGCGCUACCAGCAACGGGAUCAGUGAUUGGCGAUCUGGUGGUGGUACUGGCGGCAGUAUUACGGGCGUGGCGCGUGAAAAGUGGACUCGAUCAACGAGCUGGCGCGAUGAGGAUAGCUCCACGCAUCACGGGGUCGAACGAGGAUUGAAUAGUAGCAUCGGGGGUGACCGAAUGAUUCCCCCCUACAAGUCGCGCCUUUCUUCUGGUGGCGGUCUUGGCAGCGGCGGUGGUGAUCCGAAUUCCGGCCACUCGAUGGGUGCCGGUGGAAUGCGUCGCCCGAACUGGGACACCGAUGAGCUGCCCGAGUGGGCCACGGAAAAUCCGUCCGAUUUCGGUGGCAGCUUCGAUGCGACCGGUGCAUUUCACGAUUCCGAUAAUGAUGGCGAGAACGGUGGUGGUGGUGGCAGUAGCAGCGGGGGAACUACUGCUAGCCGGUAUGGCGGAGAUGGUAGUGACGCGAACGGCGGUAAGACAAACCACCUUACCAAGGGCGGCGAUGAACGAUCGAAAAACAACAUUCGACACCGAGCUGACGACAGCGAGUCCGGCGGUGAACCCCAUCGAGACGGGACAGAGGAUACGACUGGCAAAAAUAGAAGCGAUAAAUCAACGCCAGCAUCGGCCCAGGGAAGAGAAAUCGGAAAGUCCAUGAAUCAUAUCGACGGCAGAGUGGACGACGCGACGGCGUUAGCUGUCGGUAAAAAAGGGGACGCUCACAAUGAAAAGCAACAUUCGAGUGCCAAUGAAUUGCAACAGAAGCAAAAACAGAAACAACAGCUAGAUAAGGACGGAAACCAUCAUGUGUCUGAAUCGUCACCAGAAAAGCUAUCCUCGUCGGAGAGAAAUGAUGGUUCUGGCUUAGUUCAAUCGAGCACUACGACGAAGGGUAUAUCUUCUUCGCGUGAAUCAAUCGAAUCCUCCGUUUCAUCCUCCAUCAGCGGAACGGCCGCUGUGAUAGAACCUGACGCUCGACAGAAUUCUCCGUCGUCGUGGCACAAGGCUAAUGCUGCAUCGGUUGCCACUGGUGCAAAAAUUGCUUCCGAACAUGCGUCGCUGUCGGCUAAAGGUGGUGAGGCCGGGAAUGAAAAUGACAACAACGAUGGUCAAAAACAUUCCUCGCAGCAAGAGAAGCGAGACGGACCGAAAAAGUCGCCGUCCAGUACGAGCGUCGAUCGAAUGCAGGAAGUGGCAGACGAUAUGGUUGCUCAGCUGAUUAUGGAUGAUGAAUUUCUGGCGACUGACGGUGAUCCAUCGGUAAUCUCUUCGAUUGCUGCUAGCACCAGUGGGUUGGUCGGUGCGGGUGGAAGCCUCGGCAAAUCUCCGGUCUUCGGUAUGUCGGCGGCAGGUGCGACCAGUGCGGCAGCAACCUUAGCAGCGGGAGGACUACCGAUGAACGUGGUUUUACCGAAGGCGCAUCCGAUGCAACAACUCUUUGGAAAUGGCAACCUUUCGCGCGUGAAUCCUCUAUUGCUAUCCGAUCCGGUGGCUGCCAAUCGUGCAGUAGUGGCCGGUGUAAACCCGAUGGCACAGCUGCACCAUUUGAUGGGACCACCGGCUCCCCCGCCCGGAUCGGAUAUAUGGUUUUACCGUGACCCUCAGGGAAAAUUGCAGGGUCCGUUCCAAGCGGCGGAAAUGACAGAAUGGUACAGGGCCGGAUACUUUGACGAGUCGCUGUCGGUGCGGCGAGCAUGCGAUGAGGUAUUUAAUACGCUCGGCACACUGGUGGCCCUUUGCGGUGGCAUGCCAUUUUUAAAUUCUGUGAUCAUACAACCGUUCAAAGCGUCCGGUGGUGGCGGUGGCAUGGCGAAACAUUCGCCACAGCAACAACAGCAAACGCAGUCCAGCACGGCGACCCAGGGCCAACAGAAACAGGCUGCACCCGGCACGAAUGGCAACAAUGUUAUGCCUUCCCCGAAUCAACAGCCAACGGCUGGACAGGGAUCCUCGCAGCAGCAGCAGCAAGGGUCACUGCAUCCUGGGAAUGCUGGUAGUUCUGCUGGUGGUGGUCCGAAUGUUUCCGGAAUUUCAAGUAUUCAUUUAAUGCGCCAGCACCAAAUGGUGGUGCAGAAGCUACAAAGUACGGAAGGAUGGGCUGUACUAACGCCAGAGCAGCAAAACAUGAUCAUCCAACAGCAGAUGAAUCAGCUGAUGAGCUCAGAUGUAGCGGGCAUUGGAAUGAUAUCGCCUUCUUCAUCGUUGCCUGGCGCAAAUGCUGGAAGCGCAGCAGGUGCGAAUCAGCAUCAACAACAGCCGGGUGGCAUUUUUGGCGCUGGUACAGCAGCCGCUGGUAUGAUACCGUCGAACCAGGAAACGUUGGUACAUCAGAAAAUGCGGGAAAUGCACCAACAACAAGGCCAACCCCUGCAACCGCCUCAACCGCAACAACAACCGCCAGCACACGUUAUGAUGGAACAGCUGCAAAAGUCUGUUUCAAGCAAUCAUAACAAUAGUGCGUUCUUGAAGUUGCAUUUACCAGACUUCAAUCAGUCAUCUCAAGUUCCUGGAGGAAGACCGAUGCUUGGUAACAUGAAUGUUGAUCCCACCACUGCCGCAGCUGUAGCUGCUGCUGCUGCAGCCGGGCACGACCCUCUAGGGCACUUGAUGCAUGGUAUUGGGUAUAAUCCUCAAGCCGCCGGGCAAAAUCUUGGACCUUUGGGGCCAAACAAUCUUCUGAUGAAUCGCGGUAGUUUGCUGGGAGCUGGGGCCGGUGUUCCUACACAGCAACAACAACCUCCAUCUCAACACCAGCAACCACCACAUCCAAACGCAGGAAAACCUGGCGCAGAGGAUCCUAUUCAAUCACUGUUUAUGCAACUGUCGUUGCAUAAGAACCAACAAACUCCGCAGCAGAUGCCGAAUCAUCAGCCUCCAUCGAAACCGGGAGGAGAAAUGAUGGGAGCCCCUGCUGGCUGGCUGCAAACGGGCGCUGGACAACCACAGACUGCCAAUAAUGGCGGUGGAUUACCUGGACUAGUUGGCCCGCGAGGUCCAAUGAUUGGCGCAGCUUCUAGUUGGGGCGAUCUACCACCACCUACGAGUGCCUCUUUUGCGUCCUUAAUGCAGCAGCAACAGCCGCCGCAUCUCCCCCUCGCUGGACACCAUCCACUGUUAUUAGGUGGCAGCGGUCCAUCAAAUGAACCACAAGCACCAUCAGUUGUUUCACUGUUUAAACAUCAUCAGCAGGCAGAAAAGCAACAACAAAUGGAGAAAGAACAGCAACUUAUUCAACAGCAGCAGCAACAGCAACAACAGCAGCAACAGCAGCAACAGCAACAGCAGCAGCAACAGCAACAGCAACAGCAACAGCAACAGCAACAGCAGCAACAGCAGCAACAGCAGCAGCAACAGCAGCAGCAGCAGCAGCAACAACAACAGCAACAGCAACAGCAACAACAACAAUUGCAGCAGCAGCAACAGCAACAAAUGCAGCAGAUGCAUCAAGAAAAUGCACUUGCUCAACAAAAACAGCAGCAUCAGCAACAGCAACAGCUACAGCAGCAGCAACAGCAACAGCAACAGCAACAGCAACAGCAACAGCAACAGCAACAGCAACAGCAACAGCAACAGCAACAGCAACAGCAACAGCAACAGCAGCAACAGCAGCCGCCGCAGCAACAACAACAACAUCUGCAGCAACAGCAGCAGCACCAGCAACAACAAACACAGCAGCAAAAGCAGCCUAAGGAAAAUCAAAAAAAGGAGAGCAUUGCCAUAGAAGCGUCGAACCAACAACAGUCCGGCAAUAACAAAAAGCAAAGUAAUAAGCAGCACCACCAGCAGCACGUAAAUAAUCACGUAGAAACGGUGGAAGAAAAGACAGGUACGUCGCAGCAGAAUCAAAAGUCCAAAAAGCAACAAAAGAACAACCAUCUAGCUUCGGGUGGGGCCAGCAACGGCCAAGCAACGAUUACCAGCGAGGAGGAGAGCGAAUUCAUCAUCGUGAAAAAAGAGAUGGAGGAAAAGAAGCGCCAGAAAGAGAUGAAAAAGCAACAGCAGGAGGAGCAGAAGCGUAAGCUGGCGGAAGAGAAAAAGCUGCUGGAGGAGCUGGAAGCACAAAAGAAAGCAAAGCUGCUGGAGUCUCAGCGCCGUGAAGCGAUGAAAAUUCAAGAGCAGCAACAGCAGCAACAGCAACGCUCGGCCCCUAAGGCUGUACCGGCGCCAUGGUCUGGAGCGAUGGCCGAAAUUGCAAACAGCAAACUAAGCCUGUCGGAAAUCCAGAAAACCGAACGUGCUCUGCUGGCCCGCCGUGAGCACAGCAUGCGCGAGCAACAGGAACAGCAACAGAUGCUGGAGAUGCAAACGCAGCUGGUAGACGGUCGACUGAAGUGGAACGCACAGAACCUGAUGCCGGCCAAGGUGAAACCAUUGGCUGAGAUACAGGCGGAAGAGGCCGCUGCGGCUGAAAGAGCCCGCGAGAAGAAUGCGAACGCGUCCGGUUUAACGGUGGCUGCCAUUGCGGCUCAAGGUAGCGUAAAGGGUUCGAAGAAAGAGGACAACUUGGCCAGCCUGCUGGGCGGUGCUGGUGCUAGUGGAGCCGGAUCCGCUGUGUGGCGCGGAGCCGGUAGCAUGUUGUACUUUAAUUCAACUAAAGCGUGGACCGGUGAUGGCGAGGCGAGCAGUCUUCUGGGUGGGGGAGCCGGCGGUGGUUCCUCCGGGCUCAGUAACAAUGUUAGCUCCGGCGGCUUCUGGGAGGAACCUACGCAGCCCAGCGUCGUAACAGCUGCUUCGAUUGUUGCUUCCGCUGGCAAGGGCACUGGCAACAGUGCGCGGAAGCAGUCGGCCAAUGCCAACGUGACUACGUCUGGCGGUGCUUCCGGCAAGCAGCAGCAGCAGCAGCUUUUGAGCAAGAGCAAAACAAUGGGCAGCAUUUCCACGAGCUCUUCCUCGACGGUGGCCGCUGCCAAGCAGCAGAAGCAACAGCAGCAAGGCUCAGCCAAAGGUAGCGGAUCAUCGGGUACCGGUAAGGCCGGUGGCAAGAAUGGAAAUGUGUCCGGAGGAAAUAGCGAUCGAAAGGACGACAGGAAGCAUCCGAGCGAGCCUACCAAUGAAUUUACCGAUUGGUGUACUCGUGCCCUGAGCUCGUUAAACAGCAACGUCGACAUUCCAACAUUUGUCGGAUUUCUGCAGGACAUCGAAUCACCGUUCGAGGUGAAGGAUUAUAUCCGUUUAUACUUAGGAGAAACUAAAGAGUGUUCGGAAUUUGCGAAGCAAUUCCUCGAGAGACGCUCCAAGUACAAAAAUCAGCAGCGCCAAAAGAAUGCCCACAUCGAUGAUAUGUGCAAACCGGCACCAGCUAUUAACCCAUCGUCUAACGAUUUCCAAGAAAUCAAGGGUAAAAAUAAGAAGGUAAAGAAGAACAAGAUGAUGAAACUCGACAGCAGAAUCUUGGGCUUCUCCGUUACGGCUGCGCCGGAUCGGCUUAACGUUGGCGAACGAGACUAUGGCGAUAACGUUUAAGUGAUCGGCACAUAGCCAGGAAGAGAAAGUGAGACAGAGAGACAGAGGGAAAAAGAGGGAUACAUAAAGAAAGAAAGAAAGAGAGAGAUACAGAAAGAUAGAGAGAGGGAGAGAGAGAGAGAAAAAAAUCAACUGGAUUCGUGUGUGUGUGUAUGUGAGCAACAAAAGCAAUGAAGAACAUAAAAAUCAUAGCUGAAGCAGCAACAUAAGUGUGGCACAAAUAAUAACCCUUUCUCUCCCACUCAAUCAAACGUAGAUCGAUCGCAAGGGGUUUCGAAUUGGUUUUCAGUUUUUUUUCCUUUAAAUCAUUCUAAAAGGGUAGUGUAGCUUGUGUGAGAUGAUGGGAUUCAGAGCCAAACGUAAGCAAAAGUAUUCACGGAUCGUUAGUCAGGCGAAUGUGUACAUGUCAUUAGUAUGUAUCUGGUGGUAAAAUAUGCUCGAAAUUGUGUUUUGCACUGCUGCUAAAUGUUUACGAUUUACUUUUGCCACUUCCUUCCUUAUUUUCCUUGGUCGGUUGACAUGCAAUAAUGUUAGGGAUGUGUAACAGAUAAUUGAUGUUGCUUAUCCCCUACGAGAGACGACCUUGCUCAGACUGAAAUGUUACGCAUAGUUGAUCCCUGCGUUCUUUUGCUUGCUCUCUCUCUUUCUCUCCAUCAUCACCGUUUCGGUAUAAAUCAUCACAAUGCAAGAUUCGGCAACGAGCUUUGCUUUGUUGGAAUCUAUGUUUUAGGGAUGAUUUGCGUUGCGUUAUUGUUUUCAUGUCGAUUAAAGAUUCAAAGAUUGUUAAACUAUGAAUUGUGCCACAACUGUGUAACUUAAAUGGUUCGAAUCGCAGUGCGAACAAUCUGGUGAAUCUUUAGGCAGCUCUUUUUUGUGUUUUGUUAAUGGCAUAAGACAAGAACACGGUCUUGCAAGUUGAGCGUGCUUCGCUUCGUUUCGAAUGGAAUAUUUUGAUUUAUGAUUUGGAUAGUUUCAAUUAGAGCUGUUCGUGUUGAAAUUUAAAUCCUCGAUGCUUGUACUACGUUUGCGGUGCUGCACCGUAUUCGUUUUGUUCACACCAAAUCGCACGCGUGCUGUACGGCUCUGUUGUAAAACGUUUGCCUACGGUACUAUUCGAAGGUACUAUGAAAUGCCUGCUCCUGGAACCGAUGUACUUUAGUUACUCGGUGUUAUUGUUAAACCUACUAAUGAUACUUGCUGCUAUGAAUAGCUGAACACCCAUUGUUGAAGGAAACAGCGAAACAAUCCAACUUAUAAACCUUUUUAUUAUAUCAUCGGAAAUAUUUUGAAUCGAUGCUGUGCUUGUUUGUGAAUCGUAGUGUUCUAGUAAGUUGUCUAAUUUGGCGCCUUUUAAAGGACAUCUUUAUAUUAGAAAAUAACAGCUAACCAGAAAAGAAGCAGGCAGAAGUUGUUACAAAAAGAAAAUACACACAUAUACACACCAACACACAUUACACAUACCCACACUGCCACGUAUCUGCGUAUGUUAAGAUUACGUAUCGUCAUUAGUCUCGUUUUGCGAUUGACACACGCGCCAAUCGAUACCCGUAGAAAAACAAGGCAAGGAUGAUUGUGUCGUAAGGAAAACACAAACACACAAUGUAAACCGUGCUUCCAUCGCAAAGAGCUGUUGGAAAAAUGCAAACUGAUGAUUGAUUGAGCAUGUGUAUUGUUGCAAGCCCCAACGCAAGGCAGAGUAUUUGGUAAUGGUUCUAGUAGAUGGAUUUGCAACUAUGUUGAUGAGAAGAAAAACUGAAAGAAGGACAUCGUUCGAGAGCAAGUAAAAUCAUGUGUGUAGAUUUGCAUCUAAUGUUAUAAAGUGAAAUAAAAGAAAGGAAACUACUCUAGUACACAAGUGAUA
Anopheles arabiensis is the source of this 9489-nucleotide messenger RNA. It is a transcript of the gene Gyf, whose product is annotated as GIGYF family protein CG11148. Gene Ontology annotation, molecular function: protein binding. The transcript has 10 exons. The coding region runs from base 1203 to 7628 and encodes 2141 amino acids. Lineage: Eukaryota; Metazoa; Arthropoda; Insecta; Diptera; Culicidae. The record is from RefSeq and is a predicted model, not a curated record.